Molecule: messenger RNA, 918 nt
Organism: Nannizzia gypsea CBS 118893
Lineage: Eukaryota; Fungi; Ascomycota; Eurotiomycetes; Onygenales; Arthrodermataceae
Exons: 2
Coding region: 1-918 (305 amino acids)
Biological process (GO): lipid metabolic process
Molecular function (GO): phosphoric diester hydrolase activity
Source: RefSeq, a predicted model, not a curated record
AUGUCAAUAUCAACGUUGAGACGCUUCUUUUGGCUGGGGGCAUUGCUCUCGGCUACCAUUCAGGUUUCUGCGCUUCCAACAGCUCAGGACCAGGUAUGCAAUGGCCAUCGAGAGUACUGUGAUCGUCGAUACUCGGAGCUGUCAUUCGUGGGUGCUCACAACUCUCCGUUUGUUGGACCACUUCUCCAGCACAACCAAGACAUCACUGUGACUGAGCAGCUGGAUUUUGGUAUCCGAUUUCUCCAAGGACAAACGCACAAGAACGAUGAUGGCGUCUUUAGCAUGUGUCAUACAUCGUGUAUCCUAGAAGACGCUGGGAGUGUCAGCUCAUUCCUCCAAACGGUCAAAACAUGGCUAGACAGUCAUCCAAAUGAGGUGGUUACCCUCUUGAUCACAAACGGGGACAGACUUGAUAUCAAGGAAUUUGAUGAUGCUUUCAAUGCUGUCAACGGAAUCAAGGACUAUACCUUUGCACCAAAGUCCAAGCUUGCCCUCGGCGAUUGGCCAACGUUACGCGAAUUGAUCACGACUGGCAAACGAUUGAUAGUCUUCGUCGAUUACAAGGCAGACACCAACAGAUUUCCAUACCUACUUGACGAGUUUUCAUACUACUUUGAGACUCCAUUCAGUACCACUGAUGAGAACUUCCCGCAAUGCAAGCUUGACCGCCCGACCGGCGGCAAGCCUGACGGAAAUAUGUAUCUGGUUAAUCAUACCUUGAAUGUCAAUGUUUUUGGCAUCUUCCUCCCUGAUCGAUUCAAGGCCGAUAGGACCAACGCUGCUGUAGGCCAAGGCAGCAUUGGCGCCCAGGUUGACCUAUGCAACUCGAUUUACCAUCGCAAGCCCAACGUGGUUCUCCUUGACUUUAUCACCGAAGGGGAUGUCCUGAAGGCGGAGAGAACGAUGAAUGGGCUUUGA